Molecule: messenger RNA, 831 nt
Organism: Pelecanus crispus (Dalmatian pelican)
Lineage: Eukaryota; Metazoa; Chordata; Aves; Pelecaniformes; Pelecanidae
Source: RefSeq, a predicted model, not a curated record
AUGAAGCCCCAGACCCUGGGAUUAGCUAAGGACGCCUGGGAAAUAGUGCGGGAAUCCAUCAGCCUCGACAAGAAACUCGGCAUGGGAUGUUUCGGAGACGUGUGGAUGGGCACGUGGAACGGCACCACCAAGGUGGCGGUGAAGACGCUGAAGCCGGGCACCAUGUCGCCCGAGGCCUUCCUGGAGGAGGCUCAGAUCAUGAAGCGGCUGCGGCACGACAAGCUGGUGCAGCUCUACGCCGUGGUGUCGGAGGAGCCCAUCUACAUCGUCACCGAGUUCAUGAGCCAGGGUGAGCGGUGGGCACUGCCCGGGGAACCCCCCAGCUUUUCUACCUUCAGCUCUUCUGCAAACCUCACCCUGCCUGGGCAUGCCCAGAUCGCGGCGGGCAUGGCCUACAUCGAGCGGAUGAACUACAUCCACCGGGACCUCCGCGCUGCCAACAUCCUGGUGGGAGACAACCUGGUGUGCAAGAUCGCCGACUUUGGCCUCGCUCGCCUCAUCGAGGACAACGAAUACACGGCACGCCAGGGUGCCAAGUUCCCCAUCAAGUGGACGGCCCCGGAGGCUGCGCUCUUUGGGAAGUUCACCAUCAAGUCAGAUGUCUGGUCCUUCGGCAUCCUCCUGACCGAGCUGGUGACCAAAGGCCGGGUGCCCUACCCAGGGAUGAACAACCGGGAGGUGCUGGAGCAGGUGGAGCGGGGAUACCGCAUGCAGUGCCCGGGCAACUGCCCUGCCUCCCUGCACGAGGUGAUGGUGCAGUGCUGGAAGCGGGAGCCCGAGGAGCGGCCCACCUUCGAGUACCUCCAGUCCUUCCUUGAGGACUACUUCACU